AUGAAACUGCGGAAAGCGGGGGCUCCCGCCGCGAAUCCCUCCCUCGAGAGCCGUUUUGUGUUUAAGGUGUGGGAAUGCUGCUCCUCCGUGCACAGCCACACGAGUUUAUUCUGGGAUGCGGGAUUUGCCAAUCGUUACGUGUUUUGUGCCUCCACCGGCCCAAAUGUGGCUCUAGGAGGUUUUUCUCGGCUAGUGACACAUUGGUAUAAUCAUCCUUUUGAAGAUGACUUACUUGUUUCCAUGGAUGAUCUCACUUAUAGUACACCUGAUGGACCAAAACGAUGGGGGGAAGUGUCAAGGAAGGAUAUUAAAAAAUGGAAGCGGGAAAUAUUUGAGCAUAAUAGGCGAAGUCGAAGGAAUACAGAUGGAGAAAGUGGUGAUAGAGUCUCAAUAAGAAGAAAAUUUGAGGACAUUCAUCUCCAGAAUCUGAAUGUAGAUGAUGGACCAAUCCAAAAGAAAGAAAGAAGAGUUCAGCUGGAUGUGAUAGUACAAGAUGAUUACAGAGAUCUACCCAAAUGGAUAACGAUAACACCUCCAAGUUCCUCCAAAGGUCAUCGUUUAACUUCACCAGUGCGAGAACACUUUGGUGGAGAAAGUGGUGAUAUAGUCUCAGUAAGAAGAAAAUUUGAGGACAUUCACCUCAAGAAUCUGAAUGUAGAUGAUGGACCAAUCCAAAAGAAAGAAAGAAGAGUUCAGCUGGAUGUGAUAGUACAAGAUGAUUACAGAGAUCUACCCAAAUGGAUAACGAUAACACCUCCAAGUUCCUCAAAAGGUCAUCGUUUAACUUCACCAGUGCAAGAACAGUUUGGCAAUCAAGCUGCUGUUUGCAGAAAGAAGUUAGAGUUGUCAAAUGGAUGUUCUUCAUCCAAAUAUCUACAGUUACAACAUUCUGGUGCUCCCAUUUCAUCAACUACAAUAGCCUUCCCCAGUUAUCAACCUUGUCUAGAACUGAGCUCAACUUUUUGUGAUAGUAUCCAUGGAGAAUACCAGUCUGCAGAUGAAGAAUGCUCCUGGAGCAAUACAACUCUUGCAGACUUAUAUCCAGCAAUGGUAGAGAUAUUUACAAAGCUCAUGACAAAGCAUUCUCAGAAGAAAGUGCUGAAGUACAUGUUUGGACACUUAAGGUCCAAGAGAAGGCAUUCUAGAAGACCAAAGCUCAAUGUCACCCUAGGCAAAAUGAGAGGGUUCAGACCCUCUGAACGAAAGAGCACAUGUGGCUUUAGAAGUGAAGACAACCAGAGCUCAACUUCAGGAAAUGAGAGCAGAGAAUUCUAUUGUGACAACUACCUCGUUAGUAAUUCACCUGAUCUGAUGCCUUAUGCUUAUACUGAUACAAAUGAAAUCAAAACAGGCUACUCUAACUCAAGUUUAGAAUAUUUGGCACCUGGCAAGGGCCAAGAAGUCCGCAAACACACUGCAUUUCCUGAUGUUAUGGAUAGAAUGGGAGAGACAUUUCCAGUUGAAGAUGAAUUACAUACCACUUCCUCACCAAAGAAUUCAGAAUACACAGAAAAUGAAAAAUUCGCUUACAAACGUUUUUCAGAAACUACUUUUAUAAUACCUACUGCCAGUUCAGAUUCAAGAGCACUUCAUGUUGUAGAAGAGAGCGAGACUCAGAAAACUGACUGUGUUGGUACCUCAGAGCUGCGUUCAUCUGCUUGCAGUUCCCCUGGCAAUAGUAACAAUUCUCUACUACCUAUCACAAAUUGUUCUCCUGCAAGAUCCGACUUUAUGAAGCAGAGUCCUUCAAAGAUGCCCAAGAAAUGCAAAGAUGCGUUUGAGGAACUCUACUACAAAGUGUGUUCUGAAGAAUUCCGAAAGUCUUUGACAUUGAAAAGACCUUGUGUAAACUCACAGAACCUUGAAGAAAAAGGGAGAUUAGUGAAGAGUAAUUUAAGUGAUUUUGGGCGCUCAGCAAAGCAGUGUGACAUAGAAUUUGACAGGAUCGAUGAGAAACUGCGUGGAGAGUCUGUUCCAAAAUUUCCUGGGUUCCAGAGAGCUUUCAAUUUCAGGAAAUAUGAAAAAAUACAGAUACCUGAAACUGUAAAUGCUCUUGUUAAUUCUCCUGUUCGAGCUUAUUCUGCAAUUUCCAGAGUUAAAAGAACAGAAAGUUUUCAAAACUAUCUUCUUUGUUCACCAGUAAAGCGACCGAAACUUACACCAGGACAUUGUUUUUCUGCAAAGAAAUGUCAAGAGAUUUCCCCCAGUAAAAGUCUUCAGACAACUGGCAUGGAUUUUUUGAGCACAUGCAACUGCAGCAACCCCUGCUUUUUUGCAGAUCACAACUGUCAUUGUCAGGGCUCUGGAUCUCAUGGUUCUUCAGAUAAAAGUUUUCUUGGUAUUCCUGUUACUUCCCCGCAAGAAUCUGGGACUGCACGUGUGCACCCUGGUUGGCCUGGGGAAAUGGAGAAUUGCAGCUCUCUCAGGAAUGUGAGGAAACGUCACCAAAGAGUAUACAGAAAACUAAGCUACACUGAUGGGAAAGACAGUUGUAAGAAUUCCUUGGAUGACUCUGUGGUUAAAGCUCACCAAGAAGCAUUCGUGGACUGAUACAGUUUUAUAUACGUUGGGUUUUGUUCGGUGUUGUUUCUUCUUCCAAGAUUCAAGGAUUUAUAAUUGUAUGUAGGCAAUAUACUGGUUCUGGUUUAUACUUCCUUGUAAUACAAAUCUUUUGGAAAGGGUUUGUCCCUUUUGA
This is a messenger RNA of Catharus ustulatus (Swainson's thrush), 2695 nucleotides long. RefSeq lists its product as uncharacterized. Gene Ontology annotation, molecular function: histone binding. Gene Ontology annotation, cellular component: chromosome, centromeric region. Gene Ontology annotation, biological process: CENP-A containing chromatin assembly. NCBI's taxonomy places the organism in Eukaryota, Metazoa, Chordata, Aves, Passeriformes, Turdidae. The record is from RefSeq and is a predicted model, not a curated record.